UGAGGGCGCGAGGCGCGAUCGCCAUGGUUCAUGGAGGAGACGAUGCGGCAUCGCUGUGCAGCAGCUCCACCAGAUCAUCCGGAACGAGGUGCUCGUUUGGGCCGCUACAGUCCAUGGCUGCUCGUGACGAGCUACGACGCCGGCGGAGGGAAGAACUUCGAGCGAGAUAUGAGAACACUAAAAGGCAAAAGGAAAUGGAGCUGAAAGCGAGGGUGCAGAGAGAAGCGGAGCUGGAGAAGCUACAGAGGAAAGCUUAUGUGGAGCAAAAGAAGCUGGCCGAGAAACAAAGGCUCGAGAAAGAGGAAGAGAAGAAGAAACAGCGUGAGCUGUGGUGCCAGCAGUUCGAGCUUGCAGCAUUGCAUUGCUCGCGGAAGAAACUUGUGUACUACGGAAUGCUGCCAUGGAAGAGACUGAUUUGGAACGAGAGAACGAAGAUGGACAAGGCGUGGACGCACUGUUCAUUGGUUCUAGAGCGGAAGAUUUUUGCUGCCUGGUGGAGCUGUGUCUCGGAUAGGAUGAACGAGGCUGCAGAGACAAUCGGAAAGUUUCGGGGGAGAUGGUGCCAAGUUCUGUGCCUACGCUUGUGGCUCAAGACGCUGAAAAUGACAAAGUUCUACUGCUCCCACCUGGUGAAAAGAUGUCUUUAUAGCUUCAAAGAGGCUGUUGAAACUAGAGGUUUCUACGAGGAAACAAGCGCCAUUUGUAACCAUAUUCGCCUGUGCAAAUGGAUUUGGAACAAGUGGAAAGUGGCAUCAAAGACUUCCAAGGAUGAGCUCUUUCUAAAAGAGCAAAUCGCAAUCGGCCGCGCAAAGAGAGCUCGCUGCAUGCGCUGCAUGAACGCUUGGAAGUAUGCCAUUUCAGACGAGCUGUCUGAGAAGAAGAAACAGGAAAGCCGAGCGGCAACUUGGGCCAAGAUCAACACCUGGCUGGAAGAAUAUCACAGGGAGAGAAUCGCAAAGCUCGAAGAGGAAACAACACCACCAGAAAGAGGUUCUCUGGAGCAAACGAUAGGAUCUUCGUGAAGUCUAGGACAGGUGGCGGCCUAUCACGUGGC
Selaginella moellendorffii is the source of this 1054-nucleotide messenger RNA. RefSeq names its product coiled-coil domain-containing protein 191-like. NCBI's taxonomy places the organism in Eukaryota, Viridiplantae, Streptophyta, Lycopodiopsida, Selaginellales, Selaginellaceae. The coding region runs from base 24 to 1022 and encodes 332 amino acids. The record is from RefSeq and is a predicted model, not a curated record. The transcript has 8 exons.